AUUGAUAAACUUGACAUUGUAUUUCAGGUGUAGAGUUACAAACACAAGUCUAGCUCUCUUUUUUUUUAAAACUAACGCCACCUCUACGCUAUCCCCCACCACAACAAACCAAUCAAUACGAUGUCCCACUGGGUUUGUUUUUACCAAGUUCGUGGCUGUCUGAUUGUGAGUGGAAUAGCUUCGUAACACCUGUUUGACCGAGGGAUUGUAAUACGCGUUUAGGCGGUUUACAGGGCACGAUAUAAGGCUUGUUACUGGUGUUUUGGCGGCACAAGUGCUCUGACUAACGGGAUAAAAACAAAUACUUUAUAAGACAUAGCAACGGGAGGAAAGUUUAAAGGAAGCGACAGACUUUACAGGAAACGAUGAUCAGAUACAAAAGUGUGGAACACGAGAUGUUUAUUCCUGCAAGCGAAACGCCAUAGCGUUAACUGAAUGACGUCAAUAAAAACGCUAGAGCGGGUAGGCGUAUAUCACGAUGCGCCUGCGAUUGGGCCGCUACAUGAUAACCAAGUCACGCAUUAGACUACAAGCUAUCGUUGAGAGAAUGAUCAAUAUCUAAGCCACGUUUGCUUCCAUUAGCGGCCAUUCGGUAAAAAUUUACUGGGAUUGCAUCUUAAGUGUGUACCGAUGUUAAAAAGUAUCGGUCUAGCCCCUUCUGCCCGUUUCCGCAAGCCGCAGUUCUAUUCCAAAAAUGAUCUCCCAUACACGAGGGAGAUCGCUGCUUACCGAAGACCGCGAGUCACAAUCAACGUCAGCGGUAUGCGCUAUGAGACACACGAAGAGACACUGUCUAACUAUCCCGAAACUUUACUCGGGUCACCCGAGCGUCGCCGAACACACUACGACGAAACCACGGACGAGUACUAUUUCGAACGCGACAAGCAGCUGUUUGACGCAAUUCUGUUUUACUACCAGUCAAGGGGGAUACUUGCUAAACCCGAGGGGGUGGAGGAGGAGGUGUUCAUGCGAGAGGUGCAAUUCUGGGGGCUUCAGGAGAAGCCGGAAGAAGCAAAGGAAGGAAAUGAGGUUGUGCUACCAGAGUGUCCUUUUAAACGGAGAUUUUGGCUAUGGUUCGAGUAUCCAAGGUCAUCACGCAUAGCUAAGGGGCUUGCACUGUGGUCAGUCUUCAUUAUCACGUUGUCAACUGUCUCAUUUUGUGUGGAAACACUCCCGCAAUUUCAACAUGACAAAAUCGAGAAGAUCCGACAUGCAACUUCUCAUGCGCACAACAAGACCCUAUUGCAACGCGUCAAUGUAACAAAGGGCAACACCACUGUCGAGGUACUUGUGAAUAAGACCAUACGAGGAGAAAGUACCACCUGGUCUACAGAAAUAGUGGAUCACUACUUUACGGAUUACUGGUUUGUUAUUGAGGCUUAUUGCGUAGCGUGGUUCACGGUUGAGUUCGUGGUGCGAAUGUGGGCGAGUCCUUGCACGUGGUUAUUCGUCAAGUCUUGGUUUGGUGUUCUAGACGUAGUCGCGAUAGUCCCUUUCUACAUUACCCUUGCGCUAAAGGAAAGCACUUACGAUGUGCGGUCAUUUGCGGUCAUCCGCGCCCUGCGGUUAUUCCGCGUCAUUAGGAUAUUCAAAUUGUCGCGUUACAGUGACGCGCUAAAGCUCCUGGUGAAAACCUUAUACUCUAGCAGCGAACAACUUAGAAGUUUGCUUUUCUGUUUUCUUGUCGCUAUUAUCCUAUUUUCAAGCAUUAUUUACUACGUUGACGAUAAAGAUAAUAUUCCCAGCAUUCCUCACGCUUUCUGGUGGAGUGUCAUCACGAUGACGUCGGUCGGAUAUGGUGACGUAGUACCGUCAACAAUUGCGGGCAAGCUAGUGGGAAGCCUAUGUGCAAUGAGUGGCCUUAUUUUGUUCUGCCUUCCCACUCCGGUACUGGUCUCAAAUUUUAUCAAGUAUUAUCUCGUAGCUGGCGCAACAGAUCAGAGAAAAAAGAUAUUUGCCGAAAAUUUGAAAGAAUUAUUUCUUAGAAAAUUAAAGGAUUGAAAUCCUUUGAAUAUAUUA
Nematostella vectensis (starlet sea anemone) is the source of this 2019-nucleotide messenger RNA. RefSeq names its product potassium voltage-gated channel subfamily A member 2. Gene Ontology annotation, molecular function: protein binding; delayed rectifier potassium channel activity. The record is from RefSeq and is a predicted model, not a curated record. Gene Ontology annotation, cellular component: voltage-gated potassium channel complex; membrane. The transcript is spliced from 4 exons. The coding region runs from base 631 to 2001 and encodes 456 amino acids. Gene Ontology annotation, biological process: protein homooligomerization; potassium ion transmembrane transport. NCBI's taxonomy places the organism in Eukaryota, Metazoa, Cnidaria, Anthozoa, Actiniaria, Edwardsiidae.